Vollenhovia emeryi is the source of this 429-nucleotide messenger RNA. Its product is annotated as DNA-binding protein HEXBP-like. Gene Ontology annotation, molecular function: nucleic acid binding; zinc ion binding. The transcript has a single exon. NCBI's taxonomy places the organism in Eukaryota, Metazoa, Arthropoda, Insecta, Hymenoptera, Formicidae. The coding region runs from base 1 to 429 and encodes 142 amino acids. The record is from RefSeq and is a predicted model, not a curated record.
AUGCGCUGCCACAGAUGCCUCGAGAGGGGCCACACGAGGGCGACGUGCCCCGGUGAGGUGGACCGCAGCGGGAGAUGUUAUCGGUGUGGAGAGGCCGGUCACACCUCCCGCGGAUGCCGGUCUGCCCCUAAGUGUCCGCUCUGUACGGACAAGGGCAGACCGGCGGCACACGUGCUGGGUGCCAACAUCUGCACCCAGCGCAACGUGCGCGGACGCCCACCGGGCGCCCAAGGAAAGGCGCCGGUCACCGGGGCCCCUCCCCCGGCCGAAGCUCAGCCGGUGGCAGGGGACAAGGGGGAGUCGAGUGGCGGAGCGGGCGAGACGCCCAAACCGCGGCGUCAACCGCGCCAAGAGGCGCGCGAGGGAGGGGCCUCCGUGGAGGAGGCCAUGGAUGUAGAGGCCCCAUCGGACGGGGGGGAUAAGGCUUAG